This is a messenger RNA of Suillus fuscotomentosus, 339 nucleotides long. RefSeq lists its product as uncharacterized. The annotation marks the transcript as partial. Lineage: Eukaryota; Fungi; Basidiomycota; Agaricomycetes; Boletales; Suillaceae. The record is from RefSeq and is a predicted model, not a curated record. The transcript has a single exon.
CAUGACUGUGCUCUAAUCCGCGUGCAGGACAAGGAUGGCUGCGAUAAAAAUAUCUUUGUCAAAUUAUUAUUCAUGUUCAAGCACAUUGUCAGCAACCGCACCUUAGAUCUUGCUUUGGUUCUUCCCAUGGAUGCUUCACCACGUCAGCGCCUCCUAGAUAGAGACCUGCGACUCACUCGUCUGCGUACACGGCCUGCAGCUUUAUCUGAAUUCAUCACUCUUCAUUCAAUUAUUCAUGGUGCUUUACUUGUCCCAGAUUUUGACAACAAUAGGGAUUAUUUUCUUGUUGACUAUAUCGAUACUGACAUGUUUCUUCAUGUCCAAAGGAAACUUAUCUAA